AUGACCACCGACAAUUUGACUCCACAACAACGUACCGCUCUUAAAUCUUUAAAAUCUAAGAAAUCUGAAUUGAAAUUUCUUCCUGCUGAUAAGGGCAACGCCACUGUUGUACUGACUCACGAUCAAUACAUAACCAAAGUUACCGACCACUUAUCCUCAGGUAGUUACACCCUCUUAACGAAAGACCCCACUCAAUCCGUUACCACUAAACUACAGAAAGUCCUCAAGAAACUACACACCGACAAGAAGAUCACGACCGACCUAUACCACAAGAUGCGCAACCUACAUCCUAGAUGGCCUCAACUUUACGGACAACCUAAGAUACACAAACCCGGCGCACCUAUCCGUCCCGUAGUCAGCUUCUACAACACCCCCCUCCAAGCCCUCCACAAAGUCCUCGCAUCUUUCCUCAAACCCCUAGCCCAGAACCCCUUACGCCUCAAAGACUCUUCCGACUUCAAACAUCGCUUCGACUCCUCUCUCAAUCCCUCCUUCCACUACCACGCCUCCUUAGACGUCCAAUCCUUGUACACCUCCUGUGACAUGCGCCUAGCCCUCAAAACUGUCAUCUCCUCCUUUGAACAGAACCCCUCUCGUCUUCCCUCCAAUGUCACCACCACCACCAUAGGCUCCCUUAUCAACUUUUGCCUUGACAACUCAUACCUUGAAUUCAACGGCUCCUUCUACUCCCAAGACGAAGGUGGUACAAUGGGAUCCCCCCUCAUUGUUGAACUAGCUGAAAUCCGCCUUGCUGAAAUCGAGACCUUAGCUUUAUCCUCAUGUCCUGACCCUCCGAACACUUACUCCCAUUUCGUUGACGACGGCCUUGGAUCUUUCAGAGACAGAAACCACGCAGAAUCCUUCCUUACAUUCCUUAACUCCCUUACUGAAGACCUCAACUUUACCCAAGAACAUCCCUCUACAGACGGAACUAUACCCUUCCUUGACGUUCUCAUCCACCCUGACAAAUCCACAUCAGUCUACAGAAAACCCACCCACACCAACCUCUACACCAAGUACUCCUCCUGCACCACCAACUCAUCUAAGAACGCAGUCAUCCGAUCACUGACCAGAAGAGCCCACAACAUCUGCUCACCCCAACACCUUGACGACGAACUCCAAACAGUACGACACGUUUGCCUCCAGAACGGCUUCCCUCCUCACCGCAUCACCACCAUCAUGGACGAAGUACAACGGAAAUUCACCAACCCCUCUCGCCACCAAUCCCUAGCCUCAUUCAACCGACAGACCCGUGAACAUGCCCUUAGUGUUUCUCUUCCUUUCCAUCCCUCCCUAUCCAAACCCAUCUCCAAGAUACUCGGACAACACGACAUCAAAGUCACCCACUCCUCUGCUACCUCCCUCCGCAACCUCCUCACCAAAACGAAGACCACACCCCCUACUCACCUCACCCCCAACACCAUCUACGAAAUUUCCUGCUCACAGUGCCCCUCCAAAUACGCCGGACAGACCUACAGACCCUUGGUCCACCGCAUGAAAGAACACGAACGAUGUUACAGACUCAACAACGCCAUCGACGAAUCCACAGACAGAAUCAAAUCAGCCCCUGCACAUCAUGCCCUGACCACCGGCCACACCAUCUCCUGGAACAACAUCGAAGUCCUCAAAUCCCUCACCUCACGCACCCAACUAGACCUCACAGAACACGCAGCUAUACAAAUACGACAACCAGCUAUGAACAGAACAGACCGCGCACCCAAAUGUAGUUCCCUCUGGGACCCCAUUCUUCCUAAAAUUGCCAAAUCCUUAAAGUCCAGACCAUCUGGCAUUUCCUUCUCAACCUCAACAGAAGACUAA
Molecule: messenger RNA, 1818 nt
Organism: Bolinopsis microptera
Lineage: Eukaryota; Metazoa; Ctenophora; Tentaculata; Lobata; Bolinopsidae
Exons: 1
Coding region: 1-1818 (605 amino acids)
Source: RefSeq, a predicted model, not a curated record